AUGAAGUCUUCAGGGAUUCUCGUCACAGCUAAGAGGGGCCUUCCAGCGCUCCGAGCGCCUCUAAUACGGCAACCCCGUUUCUUUGCCCGAGCGGCGUCUUCCUCGGCUUCUAAGACAAACGCCUCGGCUGCGAUCGUCACUUCGCGAACUCACCCUCGAAUACAUGUAUUAUCUAAUCGUCCUCCCCUCCCUGUUCAAAGCUGUCGAAAUUACGCUUCGGCACCGACAACGGGAUCCGAAUCUCUAGGCAAGACGGCCCUUUACGAUCUCCAUGUCUCACACGGCGCUAAGAUCGUGCCCUUCGGCGGCUUCUAUAUGCCGGUCCAGUACGCCGGGUUGAGCGUCACCGCUUCCCACCACUUCACCCGAAGCCACGCCUCGCUUUUCGAUGUCGGACACAUGGUCCAGCAUCGGUUCGAGGGUCCCGGCGCCAUUGCGUUUCUCCAACGAAUCACACCCGCCGGCCUCGAAAGCCUCAGCAUCAACUCGAGCACCCUCAGCGCACUGUUGGUCCCUGGUACCGGCGGCAUCGUCGACGAUACCAUUAUAACAAAGCUCGGCGAAAACUCCUUCUACGUCGUCACCAACGCCGGGUGCCGGGACAAAGACCUCGCAUAUCUAAGUGAGCAGUUAGGACAAUGGGAGAAAGAGGGCCGUCCGUCUGUUAACCACAAGGUCCUCGAGGGCCAAGGCUUAAUCGCACUGCAAGGCCCGCUUUCCGAGCAGAUCCUGGAAAAUAUCCUAGCCAACCCCAAGGAAACCGAUCUCCACGGGCUGUUCUUCGGGCAAUGCCGCUCCGUGACGCUGAAGCUCCAGGACGGGCGCGAGGUGUCCGAUAUACUAGUCAGCAGAGGUGGAUAUACCGGCGAAGACGGGUUUGAGAUCUCCAUCCCCGAGGAACACACCGUCGCCGUAACCGAAACGCUCCUACAGUCGGCCGGCCCGGAGAAAUUACAACUGGCAGGCCUGGGCGCGCGCGAUAGCUUGCGUCUGGAGGCGGGCAUGUGUCUGUACGGACACGACCUAAACGAAGACAUCACGCCCGUCGAGGGCGCGCUAAGCUGGAUCGUCGGCAAGGAGCGGCGCGGCGAGACGGACGUGUCGAACGGCGCGUUCCACGGCGCAAGCGUCAUCCUCAGCCAACUAACGCCCAAGAGCAAAGGCGGCGCGGGUGUCGAGCGCCGGCGUAUCGGACUAGUAGUCGAGGGAGCACCCGCGCGGGAAGGCGCCGAGAUCCAGGACGGGAGCGGCGCCAAGGUCGGGUCCGUGACUAGCGGGUGUCCGAGCCCGACGCUGGGCAAGAACAUCGCCAUGGGGUAUGUCAAGGACGGCCUGCAUAAGGCGGGGACCGAGCUCGUCGUUAGUAUUCGCGGACGUCCGCGGAAGGCCGUCGUGACGAAGAUGCCGUUUGUGCCGAGUAAGUACUGGAAAGGGAACGCUUAA
Messenger RNA from Daldinia childiae, 1443 nucleotides. Its product is annotated as putative aminomethyltransferase, mitochondrial. The record is from RefSeq and is a predicted model, not a curated record. The transcript has a single exon. Lineage: Eukaryota; Fungi; Ascomycota; Sordariomycetes; Xylariales; Hypoxylaceae. Gene Ontology annotation, molecular function: aminomethyltransferase activity; protein binding. Gene Ontology annotation, biological process: glycine catabolic process. Gene Ontology annotation, cellular component: mitochondrion. The coding region runs from base 1 to 1443 and encodes 480 amino acids.